AUGGCAGAAGAACCCAUAAUGGAAGACGUACUAUCGGGGUCAAGAGCCGAGAUCCCCAUGGAUGAAAUGGAUGAAGAUCCCGUCGAUCCGUCCAUGACAAUCUCGGAAGAAGAGCGGCGAUGGGCGUUGGAAAUCAAGCGAGCCGUGGAGGAUAAUGAGGAACUGACUAACUUGAGCGACAUGACGUAUGCUCAUCAUGCCAUUGUUGCAAAUGGAAAUGUAGAUGAGGCUCUGUGUCGUAUCGAACGGCAACAAGUGUUUCGGGAUCAUUAUAAAGUGGACCACAGCGUGGAACAGGGUGUGGAACUGCUCCAGGAGCUUAUCCGGCAGCAACCAGGUUUCCUGCUAAACAUUGACAUUGAACUAAUUCGACAAGAAGCCAUCAACGCCGUUGAUUGCGGUUGCUUCAAUCCCAAUGUCGCGUUGGACACGUCCUCGUCUGCCGGGUUUGGUGUGCACGACAAUUGGAGGAUCUUUUGCUGUGGGUACUAUUACAUCAAGUUCACCAGCCAACCCACACUGUCCGUGAUUCGCAAUGGAACCUUGGAGCUGGGUGAUUUUGGAGGAUAUGGAUGGUCCAACUUCUCCACCGAAGUUAACAGUCGAUUGAUGGAAGAAGUGGUAGCAUGGUACCCCAUGAAAUGGAACGGGCUACUUCUCUACAAUACAGGAUCGGUUGCCAAUGCCAUUAUUGCGUUGGCAAAGCCAUUAAUGGGCGAGACCAUGAGGAAUACCCUGCAGCUGGGGUGUCAGGUAGUGGAAGCGGAUGGAAGCUGCAAUCCCAAUCGACGGCUACGAGAGUUCUACAUGCAACCCAAUGCGGAAGAAGCGGAGCGCAACAUGCUGGAGCGGGCAAAACUCCUGCUCACGACGCGGCAAAACAACGAGGAAACCUUUCGACUGUGA
This is a messenger RNA of Seminavis robusta, 906 nucleotides long. The record is from the annotation of a GenBank genome assembly. NCBI's taxonomy places the organism in Eukaryota, Bacillariophyta, Bacillariophyceae, Naviculales, Naviculaceae.